This is a messenger RNA of Knipowitschia caucasica, 417 nucleotides long. Lineage: Eukaryota; Metazoa; Chordata; Actinopteri; Gobiiformes; Gobiidae. The record is from the annotation of a GenBank genome assembly.
AUGGGCCAAUCCGCCUCCAUUACACGCACGUCCGUGACACGCACGUCCGUGACCGACACGCACAUCCAUGACACGCACGUCCGUGACACGCACGUCCGUGACACGCACGUCCAUGAAAGAGAUGUUAGAGAUAGAGUCGCCCUGAGGCAGGUGGUUCUGAUAAAGCCCAAAGCCCAGAUGGAACCAGUCCAGGCUCAGGACGUCCUGUGGAGCGGGGCCUGCGGACUACAAAGAGCUCUGACUGGGACCGCGGUGAGUCUAAAUGAGAGAGGUCCGGUUUUCACACUCAGCCAAAGAGAUGGAGAGAUAGUGACGAGCCGAGAGGUGAGCGGAUACACCGACCCCGACCGGAACCGGGCUGAGGCCAGCAGCGGUAACAGGUACAUAUGCUCUAUAAAGUCUCUUCAAAGACAUUAG